AUGGCAAGCCCAGACAAGGAUGGCGGUAGCAAAGACAAGCAUCUGUCCGAGGACGAGGAAAAAUGGGCCAAAGACGAGCACAAUCAGCAGGAGAAGGAGAGCGGGAAGGUGGUGGUGCCGCCCUCGGGUGGGGACACCAAGCGGGGCAAGAGGCGCACCCCAUGCAGGAGCGGCUGGGCCCUGACCGAGCGUUUGGCCAUCAACGUGUCGGGCAUGCGUUAUGAGACCCAGCUGCGCACCGUCGCCCAGUUCCCCAAGUCCUUACUGGGAGACCCCCGUAAGCGGCUGCGCUACUUCGACCCCGCGCGGAACGAGAUAUUCCUGGACCGCAGUCGGGUGUGCUUCGAGGCCAUCCUGUACUUUUACCAGUCAGGCGGUAGACUGCGGCGGCCCGCCAACGUGCCGCGCGAUGUGUUCUUGGAGGAGCUGCGCUUCUACCAGCUGGAUGAAGACAUCCUGGAACGUUUUAAGGAGGACGAGGGCUUCCCCAAGGAGGAGGAGCGAGCUCUGCCCAGCGGGGAGCUGCGACGCCGGCUCUGGAUGCUCUUCGAGUAUCCUGAGUCAUCCAGUGCUGCCCGCAUCAUUGCCAUCGUUAGCGUGUUGGUCAUCAUCAUCUCCAUCCUCAUCUUCUGCCUGGAGACCCUUCCUGAGUUCAGGAACGAGAGGGAGCAGAGAGAGAGGUUCACUAGCGUUCUUCGCUCAGCCGUAAGCAACGAGAGCCUCCCACACUCGGCAGUGUUUUCCCCCUUCCAGGAUCCCUUCUUCAUCGUGGAGACCAUCUGUAUCUGCUGGUUCUCCUUUGAGCUCAUUAUGCGCUUCAGUUGCUCCCCCAGCAAGACACACUUCUUCAAGGACGUCAUGAACACCAUCGACUUCUUCGCGAUCAUUCCUUAUUUCGUCACACUGGGCACGGAGCUGGCCAGGGACAAAGGGGCGCAGCCCUCUGUGUCAUUAGCCCUGAUCCGCGUCAUCCGGCUAGUGAGGGUCUUCAGGAUCUUCAAGUUGUCCCGACACUCCAAAGGUCUCCAGAUCCUGGGCCAGACGCUGAAGGCCAGCCUGCGAGAACUUGCCCUGCUCAUCUUCUUUCUCUUCAUCGGCGUCAUCCUCUUCUCCAGCGCCGUCUAUUUCGCAGAGGUGGACCGCCCGGACACGAACUUCACCAGCAUCCCGGAGGCCUUCUGGUGGGCUGUGGUUUCCAUGACGACAGUGGGCUACGGCGACAUGUAUCCCGAGACGGUAGGCGGCAAGUUGGUGGGCUCCAUGUGUGCCAUCGCCGGCGUGCUCACCAUCUCACUGCCCGUGCCUGUCAUCGUGUCCAACUUCAGCUACUUCUACCACCGCGAGAUGGAACGGGACGACACAAGCGUGUACCAACACGUGUCCACGUCCAUCUGGGAAGAUGAUGACGAAGAUAACGAGGAAGAGCUGGAUGAAGGGCCUGAGGAUAUAGGAGAAAGCACACCACUCUAUGGAAGGAACAGCAAAGCAGAUGGAGAUCUUGGUCGGGCGAACGUUCUCCUCAGAGAACCUCUGGUCACUCAGGUGUGA
This is a messenger RNA of Phycodurus eques (leafy seadragon), 1548 nucleotides long. It is a transcript of the gene kcna7, whose product is annotated as potassium voltage-gated channel, shaker-related subfamily, member 7. Gene Ontology annotation, molecular function: protein binding; delayed rectifier potassium channel activity. The transcript has 2 exons. Lineage: Eukaryota; Metazoa; Chordata; Actinopteri; Syngnathiformes; Syngnathidae. The coding region runs from base 1 to 1548 and encodes 515 amino acids. Gene Ontology annotation, biological process: potassium ion transmembrane transport; protein homooligomerization. Gene Ontology annotation, cellular component: voltage-gated potassium channel complex; membrane. The record is from RefSeq and is a predicted model, not a curated record.